Juglans microcarpa x Juglans regia is the source of this 1454-nucleotide messenger RNA. RefSeq names its product E3 ubiquitin-protein ligase ATL4-like. NCBI's taxonomy places the organism in Eukaryota, Viridiplantae, Streptophyta, Magnoliopsida, Fagales, Juglandaceae. The transcript has a single exon. The record is from RefSeq and is a predicted model, not a curated record. Bases 281 to 1288 code for a protein of 335 amino acids.
CAGAAUGAAGUUUGUAACCAAAACAUGUGCAUAGCGUCUCCAAGAGGCGGCAGCAGCAACAACCGCAGCUGCUGCAGCAUUUAACUCUCUCUCUCUCUCUCUCUGCAUGCACAGCUCCAAAGGAUCGAACCAUAGUACGUCGUUCGUUCGUCUGUCUCUUGCGCUGCAGAUAAGCAGCUCACACCUGUCUCUCUCUCUCUCUCUCUCUCUGUGACUGACUUACGUUUGUAUAUAUAUUUCCUUGUCUUUCUCUCUUUUCCUAAAGGAUUAUUCCAUUACCAUGUCGUUUUCUUCUUCUUCUUCUUUUUCUCCGCCGCUUCCAUGGCCGAAAGUUCUCGGAGGCACAGUCUCGGGAUCAUACACUACACCUGCGCCACCGCAUUCAUCGUCAUCCAUCAACCCUAGCAUUCUUAUUAUCAUUUUCAUCCUCGUCAUUACAAUCCUCGCCUCCGUCUCCCUCUGCCUUCUCCUCCGCCAUCUCAACCGCCGCUGCAUCCGCCGCCUCUCUCCUGCCUCCUCCACUUCCAACUCCAGUACUGGCACCGACUCUCAGUUCCUCUCCGCCAGCCGCGUCUCUCCGGAGAAUCCUAACCACUCGUUUGUCCAGUCCCUGCCUCUCUUCACCUUCUCCUCCAUCAUUCGCCGCACAUCCUCCACUGCCGACUGCGCCAUUUGCCUUUCCAAGUUCGAGCCCAACGACCAGCUCCGUCUCCUCCCUCUCUGUUGCCACGCCUUCCACGCUCAAUGCAUUGACACUUGGCUCGACUCCAACCAGACUUGUCCGCUUUGCCGAUCGUACAUCUUUACUUCGGACUCCGACCUUAUGAAGGCCUCGCUCGCUUCAUCUACCGGUGCAUCAGUCUCCGGAGAGAGUUUCAGGCUUGAGAUUGGAAACGUGAGCCGCCGGCGAGCCGCGUCGGAACCCGUGGAGACGCAGAGGUCCUAUUCCAUCGGAUCAUUCGACUAUCUCGUGGAGGAAGAUUCGGAGAUCAGUUUGAGCAAUGUGCACCGGAGGAGCUUGUCGGACAAGGAGGAGAGUGGAGCUGCGCAGGACAUGGAGUCCACUCUAGCUUCCGAGAUAGCGGGCGGAAGGAGUUGGCUCAAGGAGUACGUAGAUAGGAUCUCUUCCUCGCUCUCAUCUCGUGCGAUGUCAUUUCGGAGUUCCGGAAGGUUUUGCUCUGGAAGCAGUCGCCGGAGUGAGAUCACCGGUGCGGGAGAUUGCGACCUCGAAGCAAACCGAGUCGGCGAAGAGAUAAGCGAGAUGUUCAGAUGGCUCUCAGGGGUAUGAUUGUAAGUAGAAUAUUUUCUCAGGUCACAAUUCUGAAUUCUCCAUAAAAAAGUUCUAAUUCUUCAAGAGUUAUAAUUUCUCUCACUCUUGUUUCAUUUUAUUUUAUUUGUUUGUUCCAUUGUUAAAAGGAAAAUACAGGGAAUUGGGUUGGAGAGGAUGCAACACU